AUAUAAAAAUCUAAAAACUGAUUAAUAUUUUAGCAACCUCUUGACAUUACUCUAAUUAUCGCCCUUGUUGGAAAAAGGUUAGGCUGGAACUUUCAGAUUGUUCUGGAACUUCUACAAAGUUCUUCCAUUGCUUCCUAUAAAUUGAUGAUCAUAAUUUUGAAGAGUUUCAUUUGUAUAGUAUAUAAAUUAAUUACUUAAAAACAAAAAUGGCUACAAAUGAAAAUGAAAAAUUGCAAAAUCAACCUAGACAGCCACAAAGUUUGCAAGGUUUGAUGAAAUUUGCUAUUGAAGCAGGAAGUGGCGAAGAUACGACAUGUAAUAAUAACUUUCAACCUAUGGAUGCUGAGAGACGAGCAUUCUUGGAAAAGACAUUGAAAAGUCUUACAAUUGAUAUAAUUGAAGUGCUUCAAAAAUGUAUUUCUACACUUCAUAAUAACAAGGAUAGUGCAGACCAAAAUGAAAAUGAAUGUAUUACUGCUUUAGAAACAAUACAGGACUACGUUGAUAAUAUAGACACUGCAAAUGAUUUUUUUAAAAUUGGUGGAUUCUCAAUAUUACCUAUAUGCUUAACAUCUCCUUGGCCUUCAGUUCGUUCACACGGAUGUGAGCUUAUAGCAGAUUUAGCACAGAAUAAUCCUUACUGCCAAGAAAAUUUAUUAAAAUGUAAUCUUUUACGAGACCUUUUCAAACUGCUUUCUGAUGAGAAUGUGGUUGCUGUAAAAGCUAUGUAUGCAAUCUCUUGCAUGGUAAGAAAUUAUGAUCCAGCAUUGCAAUAUUUGUUGGACAAUGAGGGAUUUAAAAGUAUCAUUGAAGCUAUUGGAUCAAAAUCUUCAACUGAUAAGCUACAAACUAAAGGUGCCUUUUUGCUCAGAGCCCUUUGCCUCCAAGACAAUAGAGUCAGAGGUGAACUGGUUCAAUUAAAUGCUGUGGAACAGUUAAGUUUAGCCUUAAAAACUUCAAGUGAUAGUCGUGAACACAUUAUGUCAGCACUUUUAUCAAUUAUUUGUUCUAUGGAGGCAGAAGAGUCUUCAAAGGAUUUAUUAACCAUGGAUUCAAUAAGCGAUGAAGUUUUAUCAAGAGCUAAAUGUCCAGAUUUGGAUUUAAAGGAAACAUUAGAUAAAUUCAUAAAAGACAGUGAAAAUAAAGCAGAAUUGCAGGAGGUGAAUGACUACUCAAAGAAACUGCGGAAUUUAAUAUUUAAACAAGAAUAACAAGAAAUAAGAUUGAG
Ctenocephalides felis (cat flea) is the source of this 1228-nucleotide messenger RNA. Its product is annotated as hsp70-binding protein 1. The coding region runs from base 207 to 1211 and encodes 334 amino acids. Lineage: Eukaryota; Metazoa; Arthropoda; Insecta; Siphonaptera; Pulicidae. The transcript is spliced from 7 exons. The record is from RefSeq and is a predicted model, not a curated record.